UUGUCUAUUAUACCAAUACUUCUUUCCUUCACUCUAUCAUCAAAAGCUCAAAAGUUUGAUUUCUCGACCAUUCAAAAUGCAUUCGACUAUUGCCUUUGCUUCCCUCACCCUUCCUCUCGCAUUUGCCGCUCCCUACCGUCUUCCAAGCGAAAUCCUCCCCCGUCAAUCAAAUGCGACAUGCGAUCUCAGUAGCACUCCUCAACCCGCAAACACCAUGACACCUCCGGCCGCAGAUCUCACUCUCGCGCUGAUUGCAAUGGGACGUGGUACGCAAAACUACACCUGCGCGGAUUCCACUGCCACAACCGUACCCUCUGCCAUUGGCGCACUCGCCGACCUCUUCAACGCAUCUUGCGCCGUUGCAGAUGGUCUGCCUGAGCUUGGUUCCAUCCUUGAAGAUGCCGCAUCCAUUGGCACGCACUUCUUUGUCGACAACACCACCCCCGAGUUCGACGUCAUUGGUCUCGGUGAGACCCAGGCCAAGAAAGUAGAGUCUAUGCUUGCUCCAGCUGCUACCGACGUUCCCUGGCUACGGCUCGAGGCGCAACAGCAGGGCACCACAUCGCCGGUCAAGCAAAUCUACCGCCUGAACACAAAGGGAGGUAUUGCUCCUAGCAAUUGCGAGGGCCGCGUAGUAGGCGAAACGAUCACUGUUGAGUACGAGGCACAAUACUGGAUCUAUGCCUCCGAGUCUGAAUUGGCUGCGAGGAAGAAGAAGAGGAGCGUCGGUACUCCCGUCGCCUAGACGUUGGCAAUGCCUCAUUUUGCCGCUUUCGCUGGGCGCUUGUACAUCUUGAACUGUCGCUGAAGAAACGGUCUUCUUUCUCAGGCAGAGACAGUGGUAGUUGAUAUGUUGUGGUGUGUUUGUAUUCUUCUUGUUCUUCUUCUUUUUUCUAGGAUACCUCUUUUGGAUACCUGUUUUUGUAUAUAUAGGUUGGAGAGCUUUGCGGAGCCCGAUGAUACCAGCCCUUUCUCAUGAUCCCCCAAUUCCAUAGCAAUUAAGCUCUGUUGAUAUAUGCCGAUUGAUCCCUUCAUGUGUUUUUUGCUUUUCUUUGCACUCAUACUUUCCAUUGCAAUGGCAGUCAAUGCAGUGCAAGUCAUUCCCUAUCGAAAAGUCCCGCCCAGACGUCUUUGGCUGACACGAUUUGAACACCCGCGAGAAACGAGGCAUCAACUCCCUUCACUCCUCCACAAAACCAUCAGUCCCGCAAUGUUCUAUU
Molecule: messenger RNA, 1220 nt
Organism: Periconia digitata
Lineage: Eukaryota; Fungi; Ascomycota; Dothideomycetes; Pleosporales; Periconiaceae
Source: the annotation of a GenBank genome assembly